Molecule: messenger RNA, 1539 nt
Organism: Trichoderma atroviride IMI 206040
Lineage: Eukaryota; Fungi; Ascomycota; Sordariomycetes; Hypocreales; Hypocreaceae
Biological process (GO): spermidine biosynthetic process; spermine biosynthetic process
Cellular component (GO): cytosol
Molecular function (GO): adenosylmethionine decarboxylase activity
Source: RefSeq, a predicted model, not a curated record
AUGGCCAAUCUCUCAGUCCCCAACAAUUACACCUUUUCCCCUUCGUCGGCAACCCACUUGACAAUCAACCACGAUGUGGCUGCCGAGUUGGACUCCACCUAUGCCUUUGAAGGUCCUGAAAAGCUGCUAGAGGUGUGGUUUGCGCCCAGUGCUUCGGCACUGCCCACUGGUGCCCGGCCCAAUGGUCUCAAGGCUGUGGCUGCUGAUACUUGGGUGUCCAUGCUUGACAUGGUCAACUGCAAGAUUCUCUCGGUUCUCGAGUCCGAGACUGUGGAUGCCUAUCUUCUCUCCGAGUCCAGCAUGUUCGUCUUCCCCCACAAGCUCAUCCUCAAGACUUGCGGCACCACCACCCUUCUCCUGGGACUCCAGCGCAUGCUCCACAUUGCUGCUGAACAUGCAGGCUUCACCUUUGACAACGCUGCGUCUGCCACCGAAAUCAAGGCCAUCGCCACUCCCUACCGCGUGUUUUACAGUCGCAAGAACUUUCUCUUCCCCGACAAGCAGCAUGGCCCUCACCGCAGCUGGAAGCAGGAGGUCAAGUACUUGGACGACAUGUUUGACGGCGGCAGUGCCUACAUGGUUGGAAAGAUGAACGGCGACCACUGGUAUCUCUACAUCACGACCCCGAACAAAUUGUUCACACCUCCUUUGACUCCUGACUCGGAGAGCAACGAGGUGGCUCCCACCAGCUUCUCAAUUCCCGCCAGCUUUGGCAAGAUGGGAUCCGUGGCAAAUGCCUCUGACGAGACGCUCGAGAUCUUGAUGACGGAUCUCGACCCGGAGAAUGCCAAGCAGUUUUACCUGUCACACGCGAGUGCGGUCGCGUGUGAUAAAAUGUCCGCCGAGGCCAAAAAGGCUCGCCAGGACGCUGCCGACAGCCUUGGCGGACUCUCGACUCCGCUCGAGGAGGUGGACGUCUUUGCCGAUGGCAUCGAGUCCGACUUGCACGAGCCGAGCGAGAAGCUCCACGAGAUUGAGGCCCUGACCACCGAGGGACACGCCCUGGGCACAGUCGUGACGGAGCAGUGCGGCCUCGCCGACGUGUACCCUACCUCGGUCUAUCCCGAUGCCCGCAUCGACUCGUACCUCUUCAGCCCAUGCGGCUUCUCGGCCAACGCCAUCAUCCCUCCCCCCUCUGCUCAGGACGAGACCCAGGGCGGCAACAACGCCGGGCACUACUUCAGCGUCCACGUCACCCCCGAGACGGGCUUCUCGUUUGCCUCGUUUGAGACAAACGUCCCAGGCGGCCAGAGCGGACGCACCACCGCCGAGAUCAUCGAGCACGUUGUCGAAAUCUUCAAGCCGGGCCGCUUCAGCGUCACCUUGUUCGAGGCCAAGGGCCGUGGCGACAACCCUUACGGCUUGGCCAACCCCGAUUCAAAGGGCGCUAUGGCGCUGCGAAUUGUUGAUUCCGUGCGCGGAUAUCGCCGCAUUGAUCGCAUCGUGCAUGAUUUCGAGGACUAUGAUCUUGUUUUCCGCUUUUAUGAGCGCGAGGGAUGGGCUGGAGACAAAAAGGCCCGUGUUGGCGAGGAGAUGUAA